Grosmannia clavigera kw1407 is the source of this 1602-nucleotide messenger RNA. Its product is annotated as map kinase kinase. Gene Ontology annotation, biological process: protein phosphorylation. Gene Ontology annotation, molecular function: protein kinase activity; ATP binding. The transcript has 4 exons. The record is from RefSeq and is a predicted model, not a curated record. The coding region runs from base 1 to 1602 and encodes 533 amino acids. Lineage: Eukaryota; Fungi; Ascomycota; Sordariomycetes; Ophiostomatales; Ophiostomataceae.
AUGCAUGAACACGAGAAUUUGACGGUUGCUGGCGACGCCUUUGCUCGCGCUCCGGUGCCAACUCCCGAUUAUAUUCCAGCAAUACACCCCAUACAGCCACUCACUUCGUCUCCGGUCCCCAUCCUGCCUGGCCAUGUUCCUCUUCUCCGACCCGCCAUACCUGGCGCUAGAGCCGGCGGCGCCUCGCGUGCUCCUCGUCUUGGCCUUGCUAUUCCACCCUCUCCUAAUGUGAAGCCCGUUGGCACAACUGUCCCACCACAUCAGCCCGUGGUCCGCCCCUCACUACCAGUUUUACACCUCGCAACUCCCAUGGGCAGCCAGGGAAUUCCACAUGAGCAGCCGGCUGGCCGUGUCUUGGGCCCGGCACUCCAUAGUGCUUCGGGUGGAAGUGAGAGCAGUGCUGCUCAUAGUCGCUCAGGCAGCUUCAACUUACUGGACGGCCGUGCCAGCAAUCCUACGUCGGCCGGAUCGCAGUACUCUGCGCUCUCGUUUGCUAGUCAGUAUGGCAUCGGUAACUCGCGCCCGCAGGGAACGCCCGACCCGGUGUCGGCUGUCGGGUCUCUUUAUUCCGAACUGAGCGAGGGUGGUGUCGGCAUGGAGCGAGAGAGCAGCCUUCAAGGCCUGGAAUCAUUUGAUAGACUGGCUCUUGAAAGGGCCCGAACACUAGACGUGGAAGAGCUAGACGACGAAAGCUGGCGCAUCGCUAGUUUGGAGAGAAGAAUCGUUGAGCUAGGAAGCUUAGGAGAGGGAGCCGGUGGUGCAGUAACGCGCUGCAGGCUUGAAGGAGGGAAGACGGUAUUUGCGCUCAAGGUCAUCACCACAAACCCGGACCCUGAUGUGAAGAAACAGAUUGUCCGAGAGCUCGGCUUUAACAAAGAGUGCGCAUCUGAGCAUAUCUGCCGGUACUACGGCGCCUUUGUCGAUCCGUCAACAGCCACGAUCUCCAUUGCUAUGGAGUUCUGUGAAGGCGGCUCGCUCGACAGCAUCUACCGCGAGGUCAAGCGGCUCGGUGGCCGCACAGGCGAGAAGGUCUUGGGAAAGAUUGCCGAGGGCGUUCUGCACGGGUUGACCUAUCUGAACUCCAAGAAGAUCAUCCACCGCGACAUAAAGCCGUCCAACAUUCUUUUGUGUCGGAACGGCGAAGUCAAGCUGUGCGACUUUGGCGUGUCGGGUGAUUUUGGCACUAAAGGGGAGGCGAACACUUUUAUCGGCACAAGCUACUACAUGGCACCAGAGCGUAUCACUGGCCAGAGCUAUACCAUCACUUCAGACGUCUGGUCGACAGGUGUCACGUUGUUGGAAGUGGCGCAGCACCGCUUCCCGUUUCCGGCCGAUGGAACAGAGAUCCAGCCACGUGCGGGCCUCAUCGAUCUGCUGACGUACAUUGUGCGUCAGCCCAUCCCAAAGCUCAAAGAUGAGCCGGAUGCCAACAUUUUCUGGAGCAACAACUUCAAGUACUUUAUCGAGUCCUGUCUCGAGAAGGAACCAAGUCGGCGAGCCACUCCAUGGCGUAUGCUCGACCAUCCUUGGAUGAAAGAGAUGAGCGCCAAGCGAGUCAACAUGUCCCGAUAUCUGUCCAAGGUCUGGGGAUGGGAUGCAUAG